Molecule: messenger RNA, 1395 nt
Organism: Cylindrotheca closterium
Lineage: Eukaryota; Bacillariophyta; Bacillariophyceae; Bacillariales; Bacillariaceae
Source: the annotation of a GenBank genome assembly
AUGGUUCAAAUGACCCUGCAAGACCAGGCAGUCAUCAAAGCUUUGCCCGGAAACGACACUUGCAGUGAUUGUCACGGCAAAAACCCGGAAUGGGCAAGCGUCAGUUUUGGGAACGUUUUUUGCCUCGAUUGCAGUGGAGUUCAUCGGUCAUUGGGAGUGCACAUUUCGUUCGUCCGAUCGAUUAGAAUGGAUUCCUGGGCACCGAAGCAACUUGAACUUAUGAGAGCCGGUGGAAAUGACAAGUUGAACGCAUACCUGAAGUCGAAGAACAUUCAGAAAACAACACCAAUUAGGCAAAAGUAUGAGAAUGAUCACGCACAAUUGUACAAGGAAAUUUUGAAAGCACGUGUGGAAGGAAGACCAGAACCAACAUCUCUUCCUAAAAAGACCACGUCGGCUCCUUCCUCGAUGAAUCGCCCGAUGGGUGCAGUCGGUAGCAGCAUGGGUGGUGGUGGUGCCCAAGAUGCGAAUGGUAUGGAAAGGCUAGCAGGAGAAACUGAACAGCAGUAUGUUGCGCGACAAACGAGACUUCGUGACGAUGCUCGUGAAAGGAUGAAAGCGAAGUUUGGAGGUGGAGGUAUGGGAGGAGUCGGUAGCAGUGGAAUGCAGGGAAUUGGAAGCAAUCCCAAUUACAAUCGAAAUGGAGGAGGUUAUGACCUGGAUAAUGUGGUUUCGGGAGUUUCCUCGGCAUUUUCCGCUGGUCUUUCGUUGGUGGGGGGUGUUGCUGGUGCAGCUGUCAACACUGUCAAUAGUGAUAGUAUUUCGUCCGUGCGAGGGUCCGUUUCCACCGUGGGAGGAAGUUUCUGGAGCAGUUUAAGUACGGGUAUCAGCCAAGUGGCAGAUACCAUCACAGCUCCCGAUGGAAAUGACGGUCUCGCUGAUCUGCAACAACAAUUCUCAUCGAACCGUCCUACCCAGAGCAAGUACAGCGGAUUUGGAUCUGAUAGUUCUAGAAAUGGAAACAGCGGUGGUUUCAAUGGUGGGCAGAAUUUCAAUAGCAGUGGGGCUGCCAAACCCACCAUGAGCAGAAUUCCUCCUUCCAACGGAUCAAAUCCUCUUGGUCAAGCACCUGGAAUGCCAGGAGAAGAUCCCAAUGGUAUGGAAAGAUUGACAGGAGAAUCAGACGAACAGUACGUUGCAAGGCAAACGAGAAUUCGCGACGAAGCCAAAGCGCGCAUGGCCGCCAAAUUUGGAGGCGGGGGGUUGAGUUCUGCGUCAUCGUCAUCCAAUUAUCCUGCCAGCUCAGGGACCAAUUUCGCAGCUCCUAGCUCCAGGCCCAACUCAUCUGCUUCGCCUGCUCCUCGUUCUGGCGGUUUUGGCGCUGCCACUCCACCGAGGAAAAUGUCUGCCGAUAAGUUGAGCUCGGAUGAUUUCUUUGCUUCAUUUGGAACCUAA